This is a messenger RNA of Ruditapes philippinarum (Manila clam), 4335 nucleotides long. Its product is annotated as probable ATP-dependent DNA helicase HFM1. Lineage: Eukaryota; Metazoa; Mollusca; Bivalvia; Venerida; Veneridae. The record is from RefSeq and is a predicted model, not a curated record. Gene Ontology annotation, molecular function: ATP binding; nucleic acid binding. Bases 523 to 4335 code for a protein of 1270 amino acids. The transcript is spliced from 30 exons.
CUUCAGAUGUCAUGAGUUUGUUAUUAAGAAAUCAAAAAAUUUCAAAAUAACACUUAAAAAGCAAAACAUGAUUCAAGUCAUUCAGCUUGAUCGAAAAUACAUGUAACUUCGAGUGAUUUUAAUCAACGCUACCAAAAACUCCGAAUUUAAAUGUUGUAUCGAUACUGUACUGCACUGAAAAUAUGCCAUUCAUUGAAAAGGGUACAUAAAUAGAUCUAAACAUGAGUCAGAAUCUGGAACCAACAAUGUUUAGGAUCCUGUGAAGAGCGGUCAUUGCAUAUGGAACCAAGAAGAAACUGCGUUUAGUACCUUAAAGCCUAUUCUGGUACGGCCUACAAUAUGAAACGGCAUGCACAGAAAAUAGUACUUCUCAAUUGCAGACGAUUUUGUCACGGAUGCUGAGAGUUCAUACAAUAUUCAACAUUUUCAUUUAAGAAUCCAAUUAUUUGCAAUGUUUUGUUUGAAAUUGUCGUUGAAAGAAUGAGUUGAUAAUUUGUGCUGCGUUGGGACAUCUUUACUUCAAUGAUGGCUGGCGUUAUAGACUUGAGUCAGAUCUUCUCAGAAAAACAUGAAAAUGAUCGUGCAAUAAACAUGAACAAGAUGAAAAGUAAAGAAAAAGCUCAAAGUGCCAGACAAUAUUUUGAUGUGCCAGAAGCGCCAGUGUUUACAGACAUUCCUGAUUUUGGUACAUUGCUUAACAGUGAUGGCAAGAAUAGCUUGCUUGACCUACAACCAUCACAGUGGAUGCCACCUACACAAGCUUCACAAAUAGGGAGAAAGGAUUUAAGCAAUACCAGUGGCCAAGCACUAUAUAGAAAAACUGUAUCAGAGAAGGGCGAUUGUGAUGAUAUAUUUUUGGGCUCCCAGUUUCCACUUGUUCACAACAUCGGAUCAUCACAAGUUCCAAUGUCCACAGAAAGGCAAGUCUGGAAUGUUCAUUGUUUAGAAGCUGCUUCACAGAGAUCAAACCAAGGUCAUUCAAAGUCCAACAUAAAGAAACAACCAAAUAAAACCAGAGUUUAUGUUGCACCUAGGACUGGAGAACAAGCUGAAAAAAGAAGAAACGGAUUGUUUCUAUCUAAUAGUAACAGAAAUAGUUUUCUGAAAAUGGGUACCGGUAUUCCUCAGCCAUCAGAUAACAGAGGUAAUGCACACUUUGGACACAGUGGUGGACAUUCAGGGAGAAAAAUAAUUUCUCCACUUGUAGCAGAGGUGGAGAAUGACAGUCAGGAGGAUUUAUUUGAGGAUUCUAUGUCUAAUACUGCAAGGUUUGAUACCCAAGUUACUGGCAAUAGAGGAAGGAAGCAAUUAAAGCAGUGCUUAACACCAGCUGGGAGGACACCAAGAGACCAGCUUUACACACCGGGCUUAGUGGCAGUUCCUCUUGAUCAAUACAGAAUGGGAAUAAAACUAAAACCAGUCACUGAAAUACAUAUCCUUUAUAUUGUAGCGACUGAAAAUUACAGAAGAAUAUUUAACUACGCUCAUUUCAACAUUGUACAGUCUAAAGUAUUUGAUGAUGUGAUGUACACAGACAAAUGUUUAGUUUUAUGUUCUCCCACUGGGUCUGGAAAGACGGCUGUAUUUGAGAUGGCUAUAGUUAGACUCCUCAUCAGAUCUGAUACAAAUUUCAGUAGAAAUUUUAAAAUAGUUUAUAUGGCACCUAUAAAAGCCCUUUGUAGUGAGAAAUUCAGCGACUGGAAGACUAAGUUUGAACCAUAUGGUUUGAAGAUAAUGGAACUUACUGGGGACACUGACACUGAUGAAUUCUAUGAGCUUCAGAGUGUUAACAUCAUUCUUACCACACCAGAGAAAUGGGACAGUAUGACCAGAAAGUGGAGAGACAAUAAAACUGUGAUGAAUGCCAUCUGUCUUUUCCUCAUUGAUGAAAUCCAUAUAUUAAAUGACCCUACAAGAGGUUCUGUGGUAGAAGCUGUAGCUAGUAGAAUGAAGACGAUACAGGCAGCUAGACACAGGUCUAAAGGUACAUCAGAUCUCCCAGCACUCAGAUUUUUAGCUAUUUCUGCUACUAUCACCAACAUAGAGGAUUUGGCAGAAUGGCUUGGACAUGGUAAAGUCCCUGCAGUUCAUUAUAAAAUGGAUGACAGUGUUCGGCCAGUAAGGCUGAGGAAGGUUGUUCUGGGAUACCACUUUGCUGAGAACAAGCAGUCAGAAUUUCAGUUUGAUAUAUCCCUCAGUUAUAAACUUGCUGCUGUUAUAAAUACUUAUAGUGAUAGUAAACCUGUUCUGAUCUUUUGUGCAACAAGAAAGAGUUCCAUGCAAGGUGCGGAGAUACUCAGUAAAGAUGUUAAAAGUUUAUAUGUCAGAAAUUCAGAGCACAGACUUGCAUUACAGAACAUGUCAUUCCAUAUCAAAGACUCUAAACUGAGAGAUUUGGUUGUGAAGGGGAUAGGGUACCAUCAUGCAGGGAUGGAUGUUCAGGAUAGAAAACUUAUUGAAGAAACCUUUGCAAAAGGAGAAUUACCAGUUCUGGUGGCCACCAGUACCCUAGCCAUGGGUGUGAAUCUCCCUGCUCAUCUUGUAAUAAUCAAAUCAACUAUGUACUACAACAUGGGCUCACACCAGGAGUACCCUGAUACCCAGGUGCUGCAGAUGAUAGGUCGGGCUGGCAGACCACAGUUUGAUACAAGUGCCACUGCUGUUAUCAUGACAAAAAACUCAACCAAGAUGAAGUAUGAGAAUUUGUUGAAUGGUACACAGUUGAUAGAGAGCAGUCUACAUAAGAACCUGGUUGAACAUUUGAAUGCUGAGAUAGUCCUCAACACUAUUACUGAUAUCUCUGUGGCUGUAGAAUGGCUCAAAUAUACUUUCCUGUAUAUUAGAGUCAUGAAAAAUCCUACAUACUAUGGAAUGCCAAGUGGUCUUACAAGGCAGUCAAUUGAGAAAAGAUUACAAGAUUUGUGUAUGAAGAGUUUAAAUCAGUUGAAUAAGCUUAGCCUUAUACAGAUGAAUGAAGAGAACAUGGAUGUUAGACCCACAGAGAGUGGUCGUUUGAUGGCAAGAUACUGUAUAUCUUACAAGACUGCUGAACUUUUUCUAGCAUUCAAGGGAGAUGAAUCUUUACAAGAUAUGCUAAGUAUAAUCAGUAAAUGCCAGGAGUUCGAUGACAUUAAAUUGAGGAAUAAUGAGAAGAAAACAUUAAAUACUCUAAAUAAAGACAAGAACAGAAUCACUAUAAGAUAUCCAAUGACUGGGAAAAUAAAGACAACUGAUAUGAAGGUGAACUGUUUAAUCCAGGCAACAUUUGGAAGUCUUCUGAUCCAAGAUUUUGCCUUGCAACAAGAUACAAACAGAAUAUUCAGGGCAGGAAUUCGAGUCACGAGGUGUUUGGUGGAGUUUCUUUCACAGAAGAGUCAAUUUAAGUGUUUGCUGAGUGCCCUGUUACUGUGUAAAAGUUUUAAAGCAAGACUGUGGGAAGAUUCCAAGUAUGUCAGUAAACAGCUUGAUGGAAUAGGUCCUACAUUGUCAACAGCACUUGUCAAUGCUGGUUUGACAACUUUUGAGAAAUUGGAAGAGAAGGAUCCAAGAGAGAUAGAACUGAUUGUAAACAGACACCCACCAUUUGGUAACCAAGUUAAAGAUAACAUUGCAAAGCUUCCCAAGUAUGAACUUGUAAUUGAACAGGUGAUGAGGUACAGUGUAAAUACAGCAGAUAUUGUUAUCACCCUCCAGAUAACAAAUAGAGAGGCAUUGACCAAUAGUACAGGCCAUACAUGUACAUUGCUUGUUGGAGAUGCCGAUAAUAAAGUGAUAUUUAAACAGAGAAUAAUGGAUGCUCUGUUGUUGAAAGAGAUAUGUUGGACUAAGAAACUGGAGGUGAAGAGGGCAGAUAAAGGACCAGACUUGUCUGUACAUUAUAUCAGCCAAGACUGGGUGGGACUAGAUGUUGAGUGUACAUACACACCAAACUACCUUGGAGGUAAUAGAAUGACCUCAUCGAACAUUGGAAACCAACAGACAAAAGGAGAAGUUAACCCAGGCAACAUGUCACUUUCCAACAACCAGCCUUGUCUGCAUACAUGCCAUAACAAGCAGAUGUGUGCCCAUGAAUGCUGCAAGAAUGGGGUGUCAUCAAAACGUAGAAAUACUGCCAACCAGGCUACUCCUAAACCAGCAUCAACAAAACAAGUGGCCAGCCAUUUACAGGAACUUAAGAACAGAGCAGCAACAUUACCCUCUACACCAUCCGUAAACAAGAGAAUUAGAUUAGAGGUAUUCACUAGGUUAUUUAACCAUUACUUUGCUGGAAUGGAAAAUGAUCAGCAUUUGCCACCAGUAUUGAGCCAGACCAUUGUUUAUAUCUGUGCAGUCUGA